CUGGAUCUUCAACUCGUUUCCCAAUUUUUGCGGUGAAUAUUUUUAUAAUCUCUAAGUUCUAAAGCACGUUCAUUCAUUUCAAUCAACAAAAAUAAUCUAAUUUUUUUCAAAUCCUCCCCAAAAUUUCAAUUCUGCAGAAAAGUUCUGACAAUUUUCGGGGACUCGAGAUAAAGAAAAAAGACAUCGUGUACCUUUUGAGAUUUGAGUGUGAAAGCACACCGGCAAAAAGAAGAGAAACUAGCAAAAAUGUCGCCCAAGUCAUCUGAAAAUUCUGGAAAAUUUUGUGAACGUGGAAAAAAAUGAAAAUGAAAUGUGCUGGAAAAGAUGGGCACAAAAUUGGCAUUUUAAUUUGGAAUCUUUUGUUUUUUCUGGUCACAAAGAAAAUUUAAUUUUCUUUGAGGUGUCAAGGAAAAAUAAUGGCUUUUGUAUAAAAAAUAUAAAUAAAUUUUUAGACCGGAAUUUUUAAAUUAAAAUUUUCUCUGACACCUCAAAGAAAAUCAAAUCUUUCUUGUGACCAGAAAAAACAAAAGGUUCCAAAUUAAAAUGCAAAUUUUUGGUGCCCACCUUUUUCCUGCCACAUUUCAUUUUUUUCCUUGUUCAGUCUAAAAUUUCCAGAAUUUUCAGAUGACUUGGUCAACAUUUUUGCUAGUUUCUCUUCUUUUUGCUGGUGUACUUUCACACUCGAAUCUCAAAAGGUACAGAUUUUUUUCAGAGUUGAAAAUUUGAGAUAUAUUUUCAGAGAUUCCUGGAGUCAAAAAUGGCGAAAAUACUUGGAUGAUAGAUGGCGACAAAAUCAAGAAUAUUGCGAAAACAAUUCGGAAAAUGAUGUGAUCUACACAGAUUUUUUCGAGCGCAUCAAAUCGGGACAAGAUGUGCAAACAACACCUGAGCCUUUCUCAGAGAUUUCAAAAGAAAUAUAUGGUCCAAUUUGGUAG
This is a messenger RNA of Caenorhabditis angaria, 935 nucleotides long. The record is from the annotation of a GenBank genome assembly. NCBI's taxonomy places the organism in Eukaryota, Metazoa, Nematoda, Chromadorea, Rhabditida, Rhabditidae.